Rhopilema esculentum is the source of this 4234-nucleotide messenger RNA. RefSeq names its product organic cation transporter protein. The record is from RefSeq and is a predicted model, not a curated record. Gene Ontology annotation, cellular component: membrane. Gene Ontology annotation, molecular function: transmembrane transporter activity. Lineage: Eukaryota; Metazoa; Cnidaria; Scyphozoa; Rhizostomeae; Rhizostomatidae. Gene Ontology annotation, biological process: transmembrane transport.
CAGUUUUUCUAAUGUUCCCUGUCACCGCCAUCUAGUCACAGAAGAGACAAAGCCUUUAUUUUUUCUCAGCCAGGAGUCAGUUCUUUAGAAUUUGUUUCAAACGAGAAUCUAACCGCGAUAAUCUCCGGCCCCUAGACAUAAUAAAAAACCUUUGCAUUAAAAGCCUGUCCUUGCUAAACGGUUAAUUGUAAACACAGCUAAUUGUGCGAAGUCACAUUUUUAUUAUACUAGCGUGUGCAAAUGUGUGAGCGCGUUCUCUCUUUAUUGAACCUCCUGGGCAGCAACACAAAAGCGAAGAUGCGGAAAUGCCCGGACGCUUCCAUUUCUCCAGGAUGAAAUUUGAGUUUGUGGGCAUAUUUGCAAAAAGUUGCAGGCUUUCUGGUCAAAAUGUUGUUAAGUUGAAGAAAGUAUUAGCAAAUCUUUGAAUUUGGACGCCGAGGAGUUGUAAAACCGGAGGUAGCAUAUAGCAGCCUUGUUGCAACUGCGAUUACGGGUGUCCAUUUGAGCAGUUAUUUGCUCCAUCAAUCGACAUUCAGAGACGUUCGAAGUAUAAUUAACCAUGAGGAGGUUUUUAGCUAAGCCGCAAAUUGAAAUCCCCAAUUGAGGUUGGCAACAAGUGGAUAAAAACGUCUGAAAAGCUAUUCGCCAGCACACAACACUCCGUUCAUGAAUUCAAGGAAAAGCUGAGCUUGCAAACUGGAGUCAAAACGGGUGUCCAAAAAGAUUUUACUCGCAACUUAACAAUCUUCGAUGAUGCGAAUUUUAACUGACCUGGUAAAAACAACGAUCGAAGAAGUUGCAAUGCUUCUCUAAAUUACUUCUUCGUUUGGUCAAUAGCGGAAUUUGUCAAUAGCAAUUUUUUUCUCAAAUGAAAUAGUUGUGGUAUAGAUACAGUAUUUGAAUCCAAAUGAUCUUUGGUAUGCUUGAAACAAAUUUGAGCUUUUGAACAGAAAGAAGAUGGAUCUUAUGUGACAAUCGAACUUCUCUCGCAAUUUGACAGUUGACAACAUUAGCAAAUUAUUUUGAUAUCAAAAUACGAUUAGUAGCUGUCGAGAAGUGCCUGAGAGAAAAAUCUGGACAAUUUGUCAAACAGCGAGGAGCGGAAAAGUAGGCGGGCUACGGCAUAACUUAGUGCGAAACUUGCAUUGUAAAAAAACAAAACUUGUAAGGAUCGACCACCAUGUCUGGUGAGGCAGCCCGGAUUCCUUUGCAACGUGGGUUUAGCCGGCGAAGCUCGGUCGUGAUCAAAGCAAAAACCAGCAAUUUGGAUGAAGUAUUGAAAGAAAUCGGAGGAUGUAGCCAUUAUCAAAUUCGUAGACAUGUUUUGUUUUUCCUCAUAUCGAUACCGUUUGCUUGUCAGAGUCUUUUCAUGGUUUUCGCAGGGCAAAAACCUGAUAUUUGCAUUGAAAUUGGGUUGUCUGAAUGUCGAAAAAUUGACACCACACACAAAGAAGAUUAUUGCCCAUUCUCUUCAAGACAAUACUUAUUUAUGCAACCCGAAAAAUUUUCAGUAAUUACAGAGUUUGAGCUUGUCUGCGACAAGAGCUACCUUGAGCAAAUUGCCCAUUCCAUGUAUUUUCCUGGUGGUUUCCUUGGCACAAUUGUAAUUGGAUGGAUAGCACAUCGGUUAGGGAGAAAAUCUGUUAUGUUUUGUUGCCUGGCAAUUGUUUCCCUGAUAGCAACAUUGUCAGCAUUUGCAGACUCGUUUUGGUUCCUCAUAAUGGCUCGAUUUCUCACCGGAUUUUUCCUGUCUGGCGUUGCUGUAUCUUUAUACGUCAUUGCAUCCGAAAUAACGGGGGCCACUUACCGUUUUCAUUUGGACCUAUUCAUAUGGAACUACUUUUCCGUGGGACUCAUGGUCCUAGCCCUUAAAGCAUAUCUUCUUCAGAAUUGGAGGAAUCUGCAACUGGUCACCACACUGCCAUAUUUAUCAGUGUGUGUUUUCUUUAAGGUUUUUCCGGAAUCACUACGAUGGCUUUGGAGCACUGGGCACUACACAAAAGCGAACAAGACUGUAAGUAAGAUAGCUGCCGAGAACAAGAGGUCUGACGCACUCAACAUGUUCCCCGAUGUCCUGUCAAUCGAAUCGGAUGACAACGAGCUCGGCUGCUUUGUUUUGUUCCGAAGCACCAGGCUAAUGAUGCACUUUGUUGCCAUGGCAUUCAGUUCACUGGCCGUCGGCUUUUCUUACUUUGGGCUUUUCUUGGUUUCUGAUUACCUCAGUGGGAAUCUCUACACUGAUUUCGCUCUAAUGGCUGCAGUAGAAAUCCCUGCCAAUUUUCUUGCAAUUUUUGUAGCAAGAAGAUUUGGUCGCAAGAAAACAGUUAUGUUGAGUUUUUUGGUCACCUGCGUGAUAUCGGGUGCAUUAUUUGCGAUUACCAAAGAUCGUGAUCGAGAAUGGCGCUAUGCUAGCCUCGGUGUGGCUUUAUGCUGCAAAUUUGCUCUUACUGUCGCCUCACUUUCAUCGAUGAUUUGGACGUCCGAAGUACAUAAAGCUGAAGGGAGAUAUCAACAUGUCGGUGUUGUGAAUUCUUUGCGGCUCCUUGGAGGUACAGCUGCUCCAUGGCUCACCACCUACAGCCUUGAAAGCGAUCCCGGAGUUGUUUUCGCAGUGAUGAGCGGACUUUCCGCUGUUGCCGGACUGUUAUCUAUUCUCUUACCCGAAACAAAAAAGACCAGAGAUGAUUCAAUGGAGGACUCAGAAACAGAUUACAAAUGCUUGAAUGGUACGAUAGACCAAAACCUGAACCAAACUAUGCUAACUAGCACAAGUGAACCCGAGAAGCCAAACAUUUCAACCGAUAUUAAAUUUGAUUACGCGAAUUUAUCUCAAAUGGACCGAGAAACAGAUAUAUAAGCAACUGGUAUCUGAUGAUUCAAAAACAGCCUAGGCCCUUUUCCAUAAAACAUCAUCUUUAAGCUGCCAGUGUGAUAGGAUGUAUAACUAUACAUGAUUCUAGCCUCCAUAUAAGGCAGAUGUGCCCAGAUAUGGUGGAUGGGUCCUAUAUAGUGGAGACCUACAUAGUGUUGCUAUGAUCUUCGCUUGGUCUUCUACAGUAAAAACGCAUAAUACAGCGACUCAUAACAGGCAGUGGUUCUGCCAUAUCACUGUACCACAACCGCAAUUGCAUUGAUUCUUGUAUUUUGCAAUCCAAUUUGGUUCACAAAUCAAUACAGUGAUAUCGUUUAUUUAAUGUCCUUGUGAGCGUUUGCAAAUCAUACCCUAUUCACUUCUGCGUAAAAAUGCAAAUAUGCUUGAAAUAAUGGAACUAUAUCUGGAAUGGAUCAUGGCUUGGAGUUCAUUGUGACCUUUCAAUUUCACAAUCCCUGGUUGGAUACUAUAUUUUCGAUUAUAGUGAGUCGUAAAGGGCCUAUCUGAAAGGGCUCUACAUAUCUGCUCCAUUCAGGUCUUCAGCCAACAAAUGAUACUGAACAGCUCUCGAGACAACUUAAUCUCGGUGAUAUCCAAACGAUUUCUAAAAUCUACCAGAGGACUGAAGACGAGGACUGAAGCAUAAUGGCAUACUAGCUUGCCAUUGGUGUCAGAUUGUCUUUUGAAUGGAUGUACUAUAGAUCAUAGCAUAGAUAUUUUCAAAUUUAAUUCUGCUGUAAUCUAUAGAAUAUAUUAAAAAUGACAGUAUAGAAAAAUUCUUUUUUGUUUUAAGCUUAUUGCAUUGAUCUGUUUAUAUAAGCUCAGGCUGACUUGACUGUACCUCAGGCAGGUUAGAUCUCACGGUUAAUGCCACUGUUGACAUUUCGCAUUUUACAUCACGUACCAGGACGAACUCGCUUUUAUGUAUAAAACUGUGGGGUAAGUGUGUUCCAUUUAUGCAAGAUAGAGGGUCAAAGAAACUGUUCCACUACUAGUUGAAGAUAGAGUGUAGGGGUAAAAAAAGAACUGGCAACCUUCUUGUUGACAAACGCAAAUCUGUUUGCAUGAAGAACAUCCAAUUUGGCAUGAAACAGAACUCAACGUGCCUCUCAGCAACCUACCCUUGGUUAUGUAUAAGCAAUCUAAUAAACGGAGGCAACAGAAGGAUUUAGAAUGCUGAAGUCCCCUGUUUUAAAGACGUUAUGAAAGGUAUUGGUUAUCUAUAGAGGGAUUUUAAGCAAAAUUUCUUGCAUUUGAUAUCAAUCUUCUCAAUUAUUAAUCCUCAAAAAAAUCUUUGGCACAAAUGAAUUUGCAAUGAUCACCAUAGAAGCUCCACUUGUUCUUUUUGUGCAUUCAGAGUCA